This is a messenger RNA of Anopheles cruzii, 2369 nucleotides long. RefSeq lists its product as uncharacterized. The record is from RefSeq and is a predicted model, not a curated record. The coding region runs from base 162 to 2369 and encodes 735 amino acids. Lineage: Eukaryota; Metazoa; Arthropoda; Insecta; Diptera; Culicidae. The transcript has 2 exons.
GUUUGAUUUCAACGACUAAAUUCUCGAUAUUUUUCAUACAUGACCGCGCGUAAUUGUAACUAAUCUUCUUUUCGGUGCAGCCUACUCGGCAGCUGGGUACUGGCGUGUCGGAGGUUCCCGCUGAAAUCGUUAGUUGAGAAACCACAGAAGCUCGGGCUCGUAUGAGCUACGCAGUAAGAAUGAAAUGCACUACAGGCACGCAAACGGGGAAUCCUGCCCUCUCGGAAGAUUCGCUGAUCACAGUCUCGAUGUUGAAAACUGUUUUGAGUAUUUUAUUAGAUCUACAAAAGAAAGUUAAUUACAUCAGUGCAGUGUAUAAAGAUACUGAUGCAAUCGGCGAACUUAACGAGUUGCGACCAGUGAAAACACUCGAGGAACUUGACGAGCUGGAGAAACGGGCGAGUUGCGAGAAUUUUGUAUGGGCUGUGGUCAAUUCCUUGGGGCGAGUACAUGGUAAAGACCGACACAUAGGCAACGGGAGACCUAUAUGUAUGCAGCUUGUGGAUAAGUUCUUCGAUCAGGACUUCUUGGGUGAUUGCACAUGGAGUAAUGCACUAGAGAAAGGCAAAAUAGCCUUGGUAGAUUUCGAAAAAACGCUCAGCCUACUAUACCAAACAGUGCUUUAUUCCGAUCCCGAAUUCACUACAAUCGAUAUGAGAAACAUUUUGCAGAACUGUAUGCAAACGGCAACGGCAGAACGAGAGCAAGGAAACGGCGGCAAUGCAGUAGAGCCAAACGGUACAACAACCCCAAAAGGUAAACCACAACGGCGUAAACAAAACCAACGUAAAGUUAGGGGAAAACAAAACCAGAAUCUUCCGGCAGGUCCAGCUGACUCACCGAUGGUCUGUAUCGAUUUAAGUGACGACAGUGAAAUAGAGCUCUCGUCGGAGGUCGUCACAGCAAACAAUGCUCAACCCGCAAACACCGUUCUAUUGGGUUACGUUCCAAGCCCCGAACCCACAGUGACGCAAAGUCUCACAACGCUAGGCUCCCCAAAAGAUCGGAAAGCGACGAGUGUCUCAGCACUAGUGUCUGUCGAUUACAGCGUAGUACCUCCGUUUCCAAAUAAGAUUUUUUCACCAGUGAAAUCCCUGGAGGAACUCUGCGCACUGGACAAAAAAGCAAGCAAUGAAGGAUUUGCUUCGGCAGUGGCGAUGUGUUUGGGAAAAAAUCAUGGCAAAAACACCAGUCACGGUAAAGGACGAAUCGUCUGUGAGCAGCUUUUGACUACGUUUUACGAUCCAUCAUUCUUACGUCAAUGUACUUGGACAAAAGCGGGAAACGAGCAAGAUAGAACAGCUUUGGAGGAACACAGACAAACCCUUAACCUAUAUUAUCGGACAGUAAUCUUUUCUGCUCCAGAUUUUACACUACCCGACUUCAACAACUUUAUGAUGAGUGUUGUCGCGGAUUUAACAAGUUCAUCGAACAAGCAACCCUUGGUUGAGGUUUGUGUAGCUGGGCCAGCUGAUGGUAUCGGAGAAGAAAUCAUCGAAAUCAUCGAAGAAGAAACAAGAGUAGCUACUCAAGAAGCAACAAGUGAACCAGAUACUACUGCUCUGGAGAGUAUGAAUAUUGACAAUUUGAUCGAAACAGUACAUAUAGAUGAAACCGAAGCAGAUUUUCUCUUCGACCAAUUUAUCGAGGAACAAGUAGUGCAUGAAGAGUAUGUAGCUAUGAUACAAGAAGAGGACGUCAGUGAGCACAGUUUCCAAGAGGCGGGCAGUAUUGAUCUAAUAGAAGAUACGGAAGUCGCAUCAGAAGCGAGUAAAGAUACAUCAGAAAACAGCAUCAGCCAACGAACACGCAGCAAGAUCUUCGUGCCCGUUACAUGCCUGGAAGAACUUGAGGAACUCGAGAAAAAUGCGCGCAAUGAUGCCUUCGUGCUGUCUGUGGUAACUUGUUUGGGACGAGUGCAUGAAUUCAAAGGAAAGGGCGACGCGAAAAUGGUUUGUCAGCGACUCAUUAAUAAGUUCUUCGACGAGACGUUUUUACGGCAAUGCUGUUGGAUUGGAAAACAUUCGGAUAAAGCGAAAAUAUGUUUGGCAAAUUACUCAGAAACUAUCAAUCUGUUCUACCAAACAGUGCGUUUUACGGAUCCCGAUUUCACUAAGCUGCGGGCAAAGGCUUUCAUCAGCCGACUAUUGAAACAGUACAACACAUCGCCUGAAGCAGAACCCAGAAAACGACGUAAAAGCAAGAAUGAAAACUCAAUCGACGCUACCGAUGAAGUGUAUGGUCAACGGAUUAAAACUCAAAAGUCCGAUGACUCAGACGUUGAAUUCAGCUAUGAGAUAGAUUAUAUUGAAGUUCCAGAAAGCAGCGAAGUUUUGGAGCAACUGGCAAAGAUAUGUUACAAUACGUAG